Molecule: messenger RNA, 1398 nt
Organism: Anarrhichthys ocellatus (wolf-eel)
Lineage: Eukaryota; Metazoa; Chordata; Actinopteri; Perciformes; Anarhichadidae
Product: transcription factor-like 5 protein
Exons: 7
Coding region: 100-1398 (432 amino acids)
Biological process (GO): spermatogenesis; regulation of DNA-templated transcription
Cellular component (GO): nucleus
Molecular function (GO): DNA-binding transcription factor activity, RNA polymerase II-specific; RNA polymerase II cis-regulatory region sequence-specific DNA binding; protein dimerization activity
Source: RefSeq, a predicted model, not a curated record
GGCGACAGCAUUCUUCAGUCCGUCAUCAGGCAUCACAGCAUCCACCAAGGAGUUGAUGUUGAUUUAAGUAAACAUUUGAGCCCGUCUCUAGAGUGAAGGAUGUCAUCAUUUCCCUCAGUGUGUACAACCUUCCAUGUAUCCCCUUCAUCCAGAGAACACACCUGUGACCUCGGCGGGGUGAUUUUGAACCACGGUGGAUGUGCGACGAUUGAUCACGGGCAGAUGCUGGGACCUGAGCUCGGUCUGGUGGAGAUGUCCGAGGUUGAAUACACACACCUCCAGCACCUCAUCCAGGCACAAAUGGAGGUACACGUUUCCCCUCCAGAGUUACCCGCUGCCAGAUCUCACCCAGCUACGGUGAUGGUUAAAGACGCCACAAUGACUUCCCCCAUCGUGACCAAUCAAGCUAUCGACCUGUCCACUUCAAUGGAUGAACACCAUCAGGUGAUGCCAGGAGAAAAGACACCGGCUUCUCACGGAGAGGUCCCGGGUUUCGUGCUGGCCAGAGUCCGAGGUGAAGACAGCCCGACUGAACUACGUGCCAACAGCAGCACGUACUCGCAGACGCGAUCCAGAUCGGCUGCCAGGGUUUGCUUGGAGAAAAGGUUUAACGCCCUGUCUGCUAACACCCCAAGACAGCAAGAUAUUCAGUCUGCAGUUCUCAGCAAUUUCUUGACAAUGCUUCAGCAGUCUGCAGAGGCUCAAGAGGCGGUCAUACACAUGACCACUGACAGAGCCGAUCCUUUUGAGGUUUCCAGCCCAUAUGCAGGGGGUGUAUUUAACCCAGUCACCAACAUGUGUGAACAAGUGAUUGGCCAUAAUCCUCAUGUGGUUGAACCUAACAAUCAUCAGGGUUUAGUCAUCCCCAAGUUCUCAUUUAACUUCUGCCCGGAAAGGGUUGUUACGAAAGCUCACUAUACAAUAGAGGAGCAGCAGUUGGUGAACACAGGAAAUGAUGUGGCGACACCGGCUACCUUCAGGAAGCACGGUGGCACCCGCACCUCCCGACCCAGCAAGGCUGCCCCGGACUCAGCCGGAGAAUCAGGGAGCAGCACCUCGAAAAGGACCCGAUCUCAUCUGUCACUGAUCCAGCGCAGGGAGGUACACAACAGUAAAGAGAGGAAACGCAGGAAGAUGAUUCGUUUGUACUGUGAUGAGCUGAACAUGCUGGCGCCGUUUUGUGAGUCGGAUACAGACAAAGUGACCACCCUGCAGUGGACCACCGCCUUCCUCAGAUACAUCAAGAAAACAUACGGAGACACCUUCAAAGAAGAGUUCCAGAAGACAUUCGCUGAUGGGAAAGGACGCUUUCUUAAAUCCAGCCCUUCUUCAGGCCCGGACCCAAUCCACCGGGAGAAGGAGGACACACUGAGCAUCCCUCUGGCGGUAGAGCAAUGA